AUGCCUGAAAACCGUCGAUGUCUGGACUGGUUAGUGAUUGUGGGCACUCACCACUAUGCCCGAGAUCGCUCCUACUUCAAGGACUAUAUUUCGGUGGGUCAAAAGGUUCCCCAUUUCACGUUUGGAGUGGAACUAGAUAUCGCUGGGAUGGGGACCGUGGAACUUCUUGUGCACACUGGCCCGGACGCCAAUUCUCCUACCCGAACUCUUGUUUUGGAAAAUGUCCUGCAUAUUCCUGCCGCUCUCUGCAAUGGCUUCUGCCUUUUCAAUUAUCAUCGCGCCAAUGGAGGAUCGCUGGGGUUCAGGUCAGGUUAUCAAGCAGGAUGGGAUAGAAAUCACUCCCCGCUCUGGUGUGCACCACCCUUCCGUGGGUUCGAAAGGAUGGUUGUGGCGGGAGACGAAGAGGGCGCAUGUUAUUUUGUCGAUGGACUACGACCGAUCGAUAUCACUAUUAUUGUUGAUGAAUCAACGUUGCCACGAAUGCCAGAGACUGUACGGCCUAGGGCAGAGGAUCCUUCUGAAAAUCGUCCUGGAAAUGUUCCUGAGGACACUCGGCGCGACUUUGACUGUGUUAUGACAGUGGGAUUUCGCCUGCUGUAA
This is a messenger RNA of Aspergillus affinis, 600 nucleotides long. RefSeq lists its product as uncharacterized. The record is from RefSeq and is a predicted model, not a curated record. The coding region runs from base 1 to 600 and encodes 199 amino acids. Lineage: Eukaryota; Fungi; Ascomycota; Eurotiomycetes; Eurotiales; Aspergillaceae. The transcript is spliced from 2 exons.